This is a messenger RNA of Sardina pilchardus (European sardine), 1299 nucleotides long. RefSeq names its product failed axon connections homolog, metaxin like GST domain containing b (gene faxcb). The coding region runs from base 1 to 1299 and encodes 432 amino acids. NCBI's taxonomy places the organism in Eukaryota, Metazoa, Chordata, Actinopteri, Clupeiformes, Clupeidae. Gene Ontology annotation, cellular component: cytoplasm. The transcript is spliced from 6 exons. The record is from RefSeq and is a predicted model, not a curated record.
AUGUUCUGGGGAACCUGCUUCGCCUCUUCCCGGUCUUACGUUGUGGAGCUCGGGCGGAAUCAGAGCCUGCCUCUCGGACUCGGAGGCUCUGAUGAGCGCCACUCAUUUUAUGGAUACAUCAUCGCCUUUCCCUUACAGGACUACGGCGGGAUCAUGUCCGCUUUGGGCUCGGAGUCCUGGUGGAAGAAAACACUGUAUGUCACGGGCGGUGCUCUCCUUGCUGCCGCUGCCUACCUUCUACACGAGCUACUGUCCAUCAGAAAAGAGGUGGAGAUGGACUCGAAAGAUGCCAUCAUCUUGCACCAGUUCUCCCGUCCAAAGAGCGGAGUGCCCAGUCUCUCUCCCUUCUGUCUCAAGAUGGAGACCUUCCUGCGCAUGAUGGACCUUCCCUACCAGAACUACUUUGAUGGGAAGCUCUCCCCUCAAGGUAAGAUGCCCUGGAUUGAGUACAACCGGCAGCAGGUGUCUGGAACGGAGUUCAUUAUCGACUUCCUGGAGGACAACCUGGGGGCGAACCUCAACAAGAGCCUGAGCGAGCAGGAAAAGGCAGUGGCUCGUGCCAUUACCAAGAUGGUGGAGGAGCAUCUCUACUGGACUAUUGCCUACUGCCAGUGGGUGGACAACCUGGAGGAGACUCAGAAGAUGCUGGCCAUCACGGGUCCCCUGAGCGAGCUGCAGAAGUGGAUCAUCAGCCAUGUGACCGGCAGCAUCGUCAAGAAGGAGAUGUACGGCCACGGCAUCGGCCGCUUCUCCAAGGACGAGGUCUACACACUCAUGGAGAAAGACAUGAGGGCGCUGGCCAUGCUGCUCGGUGAUAAGAAGUACAUCAUGGGGCCCAAGCUGACCACAGUGGACGCCACCGUGUUUGGGCACCUGGCACAGGCCAUGUGGAGCCUGCCUGGCACACGCCCGGAGCAGCUCAUCAAAGGAGAGCUGAUCAACCUGGCCAUGUACUGUGAGCGGAUGCGGCGCCGGUUCUGGCCCGAGUGGUUUGUGGACCCGGAGGACUGGUGCUACACGGGAGAGGACAGCGAGAGCGGCCGGUCCUCCCCCGCCUGCCUGCUGGACUUCGGGCUUUUCUCACGGACAGACACGCUGGAGGAGAGCGACGGGAGCAGCGCGAGCAGCCGCUCCGACCCUCGCCCACACUCGCACACACAACUAUGCGCCAAGGUGGACACACAAACACACUCGCCGGCCAGCGACCGCUCGGGACGCUCGCUCUUCGACUCGGACAUGGACUCGGACAGUGGGUCGGAUGUGGAGCAAAAACAGGAAGUGUUGUACCCUGACCUUUGA